AUGAAACCGUUCGCAUGCAUCUUUGUUAUCCUUGUCGCUCUGCUGGCCGGCAGCCAGGCCACGUUCGAUAGUCUCCUUGGCGGCGGCGGUGGCGGCGGCGGCAACAUCAAUGGCGCUGGUGGUGCUGGCGGCAUUGUCCAGCUGCUGCAGAGCAAACUGGGCAGUCUUGGCGGCGGUCUAGGCGGCGGUCUAGGCGGCGGUCUUGGCGGUGGACUUGGUGGUGGACUUGGUGGUGGACUUGGUGGUGGACUUGGCGGUGGACUCGCCAGCAAGCUUGGUGGCGGCGGCGGCGCUGUUGGUGGUGGCUACUCUGGCGCACGUUCCGGCGGCUACUCUGCUGGCCCAUCCCGCGCCUACUCAGCCGGCCCAUCCCGCUCCUACUCAGCUCCAUCCAAGGUCAUCGUCCUGGAGGUGGUCAACCAGGCACAAAGCGGCGGACAUGGCGGCUACUCCAGCGGCGGUGGCUAUGGUGGCUACUCGGGCGGCUACGCUCGCUCCUCCGGUGGUUCGGGCUGGAACAAGGGCUGGUAA
Molecule: messenger RNA, 531 nt
Organism: Drosophila arizonae
Lineage: Eukaryota; Metazoa; Arthropoda; Insecta; Diptera; Drosophilidae
Source: RefSeq, a predicted model, not a curated record